Molecule: messenger RNA, 1506 nt
Organism: Emericellopsis cladophorae
Lineage: Eukaryota; Fungi; Ascomycota; Sordariomycetes; Hypocreales; Bionectriaceae
Exons: 5
Coding region: 1-1506 (501 amino acids)
Biological process (GO): magnesium ion export from mitochondrion
Molecular function (GO): serine-type endopeptidase activity; magnesium ion transmembrane transporter activity
Source: RefSeq, a predicted model, not a curated record
AUGAGCGCUCGCUCCUUCUGGAGACCUGGGAGAGGCCAAUCUCGCGCCGCAGUCUACAGUUUCCUGGGGUUGGUCAGCUGGUUCCCCGUCAUCGCCAGCUUCAACCUUUACGUUGCCGAAGUCACCAGGAUCAACGGCAAGUCCAUGUAUCCGUUUAUGAACGCCGACCGGGACAGCACCCUGCGGCGAGAUGUAUGUUUGAAUUUGAAAUGGGGCGCCAACAAGGACUUGGAAAGGGGCAUGGUUGUCACGUUACGGAGUCCAACUCAACCUGAGAACAUCGCCGUGAAGCGCGUCGUCGCUCUGGAAGGGGACGUCAUCAGGACCAAGACGCCGUAUCCCGUUGCCACGGUCAUGGUGCCGGCAGAACAUGUCUGGGUGGAGGGCGAUGGGCCACCAGGGACGAGCCUGGACAGCAACACAGGACAAUCGAAGGCUCGCGCGCGAGCACAAGCUAUGGGUUCCGAUGGCGAGGACAUUGAGGCCGAGGGUCGGCCGCCCUUUCUUCAUGCUAUGGUUGCCGGUGGCAUAGGCGGCUCGACAGGCGACAUGCUCAUGCACUCCCUCGACACGGUCAAGACGCGCCAGCAAGGCGAUCCCCACAUUCCCAGCAAAUACACCUCGCUCGGUCAGACGUACUGGACGAUAUGGCGGCAGGAGGGCAUUCGCAGGGGCUUGUACGGCGGCUGGUUACCAGCGUUUGGAGGCUCGUUCCCGGGCACGGUUAUGUUCUUCGGCACGUAUGAGUGGAGUAAACGACUCCUCCUGGACCAUGGGUGCCAGCAGCAUCUGGCCUAUCUCUCAGCUGGUUUCUUGGGCGAUCUGGCUGCCUCCGUCGUCUACGUUCCCUCUGAAGUACUCAAGACCCGACUCCAGCUCCAAGGUCGUUACAACAACCCUCACUUCAAAUCCGGCUACAACUACCGCGGGACCAUCGACGCAGCACGGACCAUUGUGCGCACUGAAGGCACAGCAGCGCUUUUCCAUGGAUAUCAGGCCACGCUAUAUCGUGAUCUGCCCUUCUCUGCCCUGCAGUUCAUGUUUUGGGAGCAGUUCCACGCGUGGGCGCGCCAGUACAAGCAAAGUCGCGACGUCGGUGUGCCGCUCGAGUUGCUGACGGGCGGCCUAGCCGGUGGGUUAGCAGGUGUGAUAACCUGUCCGCUGGACGUCGUAAAGACCCGACUGCAGACGCAGGUCAAUGAGCCCAGUAGCUCCAGUACUCUCGCAAAAGAGGCCGGCGCAAGUACGCAGCGCAGGAGCAUCUCGACGUCGUCGCCCAACACGCAUCGACCGAAACCAGGAGCUGCCGCGCUGCACACGUCAUCUGUGAUCAAGGGGUUACACGUCCUCUACCGCAGCGAGGGCAUAGCUGGCUGGUUCAGGGGCGUGGGGCCGCGUGGUGUGUGGACGUUCAUCCAAAGCGGGUGUAUGCUGUUCUUGUACCAGCGACUCCUGCGGCAGAUGGAUACUUGGUUCCCUGAGCAAGACGAGUCCAGGGCCAUUUGA